Nematostella vectensis (starlet sea anemone) is the source of this 1695-nucleotide messenger RNA. RefSeq names its product galanin receptor 2a. Bases 694 to 1695 code for a protein of 333 amino acids. Gene Ontology annotation, biological process: G protein-coupled receptor signaling pathway. The record is from RefSeq and is a predicted model, not a curated record. The transcript is spliced from 4 exons. Gene Ontology annotation, molecular function: G protein-coupled receptor activity. NCBI's taxonomy places the organism in Eukaryota, Metazoa, Cnidaria, Anthozoa, Actiniaria, Edwardsiidae. Gene Ontology annotation, cellular component: membrane.
UUGAUUCAAUUAAGUGCAUUUCGCGGCCGUUCCCCUUACUAGCACGUUUUUAAAUAGUCAAAUUCUUCUCUGUAAUCAAACCUAAAUCAGAAAGUGCCACCUGGUGCAAGUCUGCGUUCGCUCGCGAUCAAAGACAACUUCUUUGGAUCCUUUUUCCGGUCUCCCGCAGACGAAGACUGUAGAAAUACUGAAGGCAAAGUAAUCGAAGAACUGUAAGGGAUAUUUUUAAAGCUUGUUUCCGACAAAGGUAGCGACUUCGUCCAAGUUUGGGCAACACGCGGAGAGACUGUUAAAUGUCUCAGAGGAAAGGAUAUCUACGAUCAACACUUCGUUCUGAGUUGCGAAACAAAGAAGUGCCGGUUUGGAUUUAGAAGAAGGACGAUAGAAAAAAGAGCUCGUAGCAGAAAAAAAAAGUGUGAAGAGAAAAGACCAUCAAGAAGAAAUUAAGGAGAAGGAAAGAGAGAGAGAGAGAGAGAGAGAGAGAGAGAGAGAGAGAGAGAGAGAGAGAGAAAACGACGAAAGAAAGUGGAGAAUAGAAAAGCAAGUCGACAAGAGUCAAAAGGAGAGGGAUAGGUCAGAAGAGAAAGGUAUAAAAAUAGACAAACAUAAUAUACAUAAUCUGGCCGGAGGUUUGUUCCUAAAGACAGUAUUUAUUUCAGUGUUUAUUUCCUGCUAGCCAAAACAGCUGUAAAAAUGAAUAGCUCUAAUCUAACCACACCACCGAGCAAGGCACAAGACCUCGAGUCCCAAAUAGCUAUGGCAAUAUUCGCCGUUACCCUUGUACUUGGUGUGGUAGGAAACGGACUAGUUCUUCUAGUCGUGUUCGGAAAAGGCUCGCGUACCGUAAGUGAUAUUUUUAUUAUGAAUCUCUCCAUCUCAGACCUGACAUUCUUAAUCCUCUCCCUCGCUGUAAACACGCCCAACUUCAUUGGCAAUCUUGUCUACUCGGUUGGGUACUGCAAGUUCGUCUGGCCCACAAUUACAGUAACGUUCUUCGCUUCAGUCUUUACUCUUUGCGCGAUGGCGAUGCAUCGGUGCCAUGGGAUACUUAACCCGUUAAAGGUUAACCUAACAGAAAGGCAGGCUAUUUACUGGGCUGUAGGCAUAUGGGGCCUGUCUUUUGUGCCCGUAUUUCCACUCAUGGUCGUCACGGAGAUUUCUGAGGAAGGCUGUCGCGAGAAUUGGAGCUUGGAGAGCUCCAAGUUCUACACCGUCGCGCUGUUUUUGCUCCAGUACAUGAUACCGCUUUGUGUUAUUGCGGGCGCGUAUAGUCAGAUCAUCAGAAGACUCAUCCAAAGACAGGUCCCCGGGUCCAUGCUAGAUGAGAAUAGACACAUUAUCAUUCGCUCAAAGAGGAAAGAAAAUAAUCAAAUCAUCAAGAUAGUGGCCGUCAUCGUGCUCCUCUUUGCCAUCUGCAUGCUUCCCCACGAGUUAGCGGGUCUUAUGAUCUUCUUUGGCGAUGAGACGAGAAGAACGCAAGGGCAGGCAUUAUCGAGGUAUUCCCCAAUGCUUCAGUAUAUUCAUAGCUGCCUUAAUCCGAUGGUCUACGGAGUGCUAACGCGUCAGUUCUGCAAGGAAUAUCAAAGAUAUCUCCUGAUGUUACUGUGCUGUUGCCGUUACAAGAAGGUAGCAACGUUCUUAAAAAAGAACGCAAGCAAGCAUGUAAAGCAAGCAAUGGCGCAAGCUAGCAUGUAA